AUGGAAGCAAAUAGUGGGAUGGUGGCUGGAUCUUACAAGAAGAAUGAGCUUGUUAGGAUUCGCCAUGAUUCUGAUAGUGGGCCAAAGCCUCUGAAGAAUUUGAAUGGCCAACUAUGUCAGAUUUGUGGAGAUUCUGUUGGAUUGACUGCCGACGGUGAUAUCUUUGUUGCUUGCAAUGAAUGUGGCUUUCCAGUUUGCCGACCUUGUUAUGAGUAUGAGAGAAAAGAUGGAAAUCAGUCCUGUCCCCAGUGCAAAACUAGAUACAAGAGACACAAAGGAAGUCAGCGAGUUGAUGGUGAUGAUGACGAGGAUGAUGUUGAUGAUUUGGAAAACGAGUUCAAUUAUUCUCAGGGAAAGAGCAAAGCUAGAUCCCAAUGGCAGGGAGAAGAGGUUGAGCUCUCUUCAUCUUCUAGACGGGAAUCUCAGCAUCCAAUCCCUCUCCUUACCAAUGGGCAGCCGGUUUCCGGUGAGAUUCCCAGGUCUAUAGCAGACACUCAAUCUGUAAGAAGUACAUCAGGACCUCUGGGCCCUGGAGACCGUGUUCACUCCCUUCCAUAUAUUGAUCCAAGGCAGCCAGUUCCUGUGAGAAUUGUUGACCCUUCAAAAGACUUGAAUUCUUAUGGGCUUGGAAAUGUUGAUUGGAAGGAGAGGGUGGAAGGUUGGAAACUAAAGCAGGAGAAAAAUGUGGUGCACAUGAACAACAGAUACGGUGAAGGGAAAGGAGAUAUUGAAGGCACAGGUUCAAAUGGAGAAGAACUGCAGAUGGCUGAUGAUGCUCGUCAACCAUUGAGCCGUGUUGUUCCUAUAUCUUCUACUCAUGUUACUCCUUAUCGUGUCGUAAUUAUUCUUCGACUGAUUAUCUUGGGCUUUUUCUUGCAAUACCGUUGUACUCAUCCGGUGAAGGGUGCUUAUCCUUUGUGGCUGACUUCAGUUAUUUGUGAGGUCUGGUUUGCCUUAUCCUGGCUUCUGGAUCAAUUUCCAAAAUGGUACCCCAUCAACCGUGAGACCUACCUUGAAAGACUUGCGUUGAGAUACGAUAGAGAGGGCGAGCCUUCUCAAUUAGCGCCUGUUGACGUGUUUGUCAGUACUGUGGACCCCAUGAAGGAGCCUCCUCUUGUUACUGCCAACACCGUGUUGUCCAUCCUUUCUGUGGAUUACCCUGUGGACAAAGUCUCCUGUUAUGUCUCGGAUGAUGGUUCAGCAAUGCUCACGUUUGAAGCCCUCUCUGAAACUGCAGAAUUUGCUAGGAAAUGGGUGCCUUUCUGUAAGAAGCACAAUAUUGAGCCCAGGGCCCCUGAAUUCUACUUUGCUCAGAAGAUAGAUUACCUCAAGGAUAAGAUUCAGCCUUCCUUUGUUAAAGAGCGCAGGGCAAUGAAGAGAGAAUAUGAAGAAUUCAAGGUACGCAUCAACGCACUAGUUGCAAAAGCUCAAAAGAUGCCUGAAGAAGGAUGGACAAUGCAAGAUGGAACCUCCUGGCCUGGAAAUAACCCCCGAGAUCAUCCAGGAAUGAUUCAGGUCUUUUUGGGGCACAGUGGGGGCCUUGAUACAGAUGGAAAUGAGCUCCCUCGUCUGGUUUAUGUUUCUCGUGAGAAGCGUCCAGGAUUUCAACAUCACAAGAAAGCCGGAGCUAUGAAUGCAUUGAUUCGUGUCUCCGCUGUUCUCACUAAUGGAGCAUAUCUUUUGAAUGUUGAUUGUGAUCACUACUUCAACAAUAGUAAAGCACUCAAAGAAGCAAUGUGCUUCAUGAUGGAUCCCGCUCUUGGAAAGAAGACUUGCUAUGUCCAGUUUCCACAGCGUUUUGAUGGCAUUGAUUGGCAUGAUAGAUAUGCUAAUCGCAAUAUUGUCUUCUUUGAUAUCAACUUGAAAGGUCUGGAUGGCAUUCAGGGACCAGUCUAUGUGGGAACUGGAUGUUGCUUUAACAGACAAGCUUUGUAUGGGUAUGAUCCUGUCCUAACUGAGGAAGAUUUGCAGCCAAACAUUAUUGUCAAAAGCUGUUGUGGAUCAAGAAAGAAAGGAAAAAAUGCCAAUAAGAAGUACAUGGAUAAGAUGCAAGCAAUGAGAAGAACUGAAUCCACCAUUCCAAUCUUUAACAUGGAGGAUAUUGAAGAGGGUCUGGAAGGAUAUGAUGAUGACAAGUCACUUCUCAUGUCUCAGAAGAGGCUAGAGAAGCGGUUCGGUCAAUCAGCAGUUUUUAUUGCUGCCACCUUUAUGGAACAUGGGGGCAUUCCACCAACAACAAAUCCUGCUACUCUUUUAAAAGAAGCAAUCCAUGUUAUUAGCUGUGGAUAUGAGGAUAAGUCUGAGUGGGGCAAAGAGAUUGGUUGGAUUUAUGGUUCUGUUACAGAAGAUAUCUUAACUGGAUUCAAGAUGCACGCACGAGGAUGGAUUUCAAUAUAUUGUAUGCCUCCUCGUCCAGCAUUUAAGGGGUCUGCUCCCAUCAAUUUGUCAGAUCGUUUAAAUCAGGUCCUUAGGUGGGCUUUGGGAUCCAUUGAAAUUCUUCUUAGCAGGCAUUGCCCUAUAUGGUAUGGCUACAACGGAAGACUGAAGCUCUUGGAGAGGCUGGCAUAUAUCAACACCAUUGUUUAUCCCCUCACCUCUAUUCCAUUGCUCGCUUAUUGCAUUCUGCCAGCUAUCUGUCUUCUCACUAAUAAAUUUAUCAUUCCAGAGAUAAGCAAUUUUGCUAGCAUGUGGUUCAUUCUUCUCUUUGUCUCCAUUUUCGCCACUGGAAUACUGGAAAUGCGGUGGAGUGGUGUCAGCGUCGAGGAUUGGUGGAGAAAUGAACAAUUCUGGGUCAUUGGUGGUACGUCUGCUCAUCUCUUCGCCGUCUUCCAAGGUCUCUUGAAAGUACUCGCCGGGAUCGAUACCAAUUUUACCGUCACUUCGAAGGCAUCCGAUGAGGAUGGAGAAUUUUCAGAGCUUUACGUGUUCAAAUGGACAUCCCUACUCAUUCCUCCCACCACUGUCCUUAUUGUGAACAUCAUAGGAAUUGUUGCUGGUGUUUCAUACGCCAUUAACAGUGGAUACCAGUCGUGGGGCCCUCUAUUUGGGAAAUUGUUUUUUGCUAUGUGGGUUAUUGUCCAUUUGUAUCCUUUCCUCAAAGGUUUGUUGGGCCGGCAAAAUCGUACUCCUACCAUUGUCAUCGUCUGGUCAAUACUCCUUGCGUCCAUUUUCUCCCUGCUCUGGGUUCGAAUAGACCCAUUUACAUCGGAGGCCACAAAGAGAGCUGCACAGGGUCAAUGUGGUGUCAAUUGUUAG
Molecule: messenger RNA, 3255 nt
Organism: Fraxinus pennsylvanica
Lineage: Eukaryota; Viridiplantae; Streptophyta; Magnoliopsida; Lamiales; Oleaceae
Source: the annotation of a GenBank genome assembly